AUGGCAGCGGAGCCGCGGUCCAGCCUGUCCUACCGCACGACGGGCUCCACCUGUCUGCACCCGCUCAGCGAGCUCCUGGGCAUCCCGCUGGACCAGGUGAAUUUUGUGGCCUGCCAGCUCUUUGCGUUGUUUGCUGCUUUCUGGUUCCGCCUCUACUUGAGUCCUGGUAAAACCAGUCCUGAUGUCCGGCAUGCGUUUGCCACCAUUUUUGGCAUCUAUUUUGUCAUCUUUUGUUUUGGCUGGUAUUCUGUGCAUCUUUUUGUGCUGGUGUUAAUGUGCUAUGGAAUCAUGGUCACUGCGAGCAUAUCCAAUAUUCACAGAUACUCCUUUUUUGUAGCGAUGGGCUACCUUACAAUCUGCCACAUCAGUAGAAUCUACAUCUUCCACUACGGAAUUCUCACUACAGAUUUUUCUGGGCCUCUGAUGAUUGUUACUCAGAAGAUCACAACCUUGGCAUUCCAAGUUCAUGACGGAUUAGGUCGAAGGGCUGCAGAUCUUUCCAGCGAGCAACAUCGACUUGCUGUAAAAGCAAAACCCUCCUUUUUGGAAUAUGUGAGCUACCUUCUCAACUUCAUGAGUAUCAUAGCAGGCCCUUGUAACAAUUUCAAGGAUUAUAUAGCCUUCAUUGAGGGGAGACACACACACAUGAAGUUGCUGGAAGUCAACUGGAAGGAAAAAGGCUUCCACAGUCUGCCAGAACCUUCUCCCACUGGAGCCGUGAUGCACAAGCUGUGCAUGACCUUGGUAUCUCUCCUUUUGUUUCUGACGCUGACGAAGACCUUCCCUGUCACCUCCCUGGCUGACGACUGGUUUGUUCAUGAAGCAAACUUUCUGACCCGACUCUGCUAUUUAUACGUUGUCAUGCAAGCCUCCAAGCCCAAGUAUUACUUUGCCUGGACAUUAGCUGAUGCAGUGAAUAAUGCAGCUGGCUUUGGGUUCAGCGGAGUGGAUAAGAAUGGAAAUUUCUCUUGGGAUCUGCUUUCUAACCUAAACAUCUGGAAAAUUGAGACUGCCACAAGUUUCAAAAUGUACGUAGAGAACUGGAAUAUUCAGACAGCUACUUGGCUAAAGCGCGUGUGCUACGAGCGGGUCCCCUGGCACCCCACAGUGCUGACCUUCAUCCUGUCUGCAUUAUGGCACGGUGUCUACCCUGGGUACUACUUCACCUUCUUAACUGGAAUCCUUGUCACUCUAGCAGCCAGAACGGUGAGGAAAAACUGCAGACAUUACUUCCUUUCUUCAAAAGCCCUCAAGGUUGCUUAUGAUAUAGUCACCUGGGCUGCCACUCAGCUGGCCGUCUCUUACACGGUGGCCCCCUUCGUUAUGCUGGCCGUGGAACCCACCAUCAGCUUGUACAAGUCUAUGUACUUUUACUUACACAUCAUCAGUCUCCUGAUCAUUCUAUUCCUGCCAAUCAAAUCACAAGCUCAUAAUCAAAGGCGGCCUCAGACUCUGAACUCUGUUAAUAAGAAAAAAAUGGAUUGA
Messenger RNA from Rangifer tarandus platyrhynchus (Svalbard reindeer), 1485 nucleotides. Lineage: Eukaryota; Metazoa; Chordata; Mammalia; Artiodactyla; Cervidae. The record is from the annotation of a GenBank genome assembly.